AUGGCUACCGGCAUGGCUCAGAGAGAGUUGGAGAGUCAACUCAAGGCUCUGUUGAAGGUUGUGGGAGAUAAGGACUCGGCACCGGCAGCUAUCACAAUUCUAGAAACGUUGAAGAGAGAUGUCAAGCCUACGGAGGAGCUUCUUAGAGCAACAAAAGCUGGUAUGAUUGUUGCGAAACAGAAAGGCAACCAGAACAAAGACAUCGCUAGACUUGCUGCCGAAGUUAUUGGAAAGUGGAAAAGGGCAGUUCAGAUCCAGCAAGCCGAAGCAAAGAAACAGAAAAUGUCAGGAUCAUCGCCACCAAAAGCCGAGGCCACCUCUUCGCCAGCACCAGCAUCCAAAGGAGAUAAAUACACCGGCGAUGUAUCCAAACGACGUUGGGAAACGGAUAAGGUCGACACGAAACGAACCGGAGUACCCACACGCGAUGCCUGCAUUGGUUUAAUAUACAACGGACUGGCUUUCAUGUCGGAUGCGAGUCCCACCCAGGUUAUCGCAAAGGCAAUGGAAGUCGAAAAAGCUGCAUACGAGUCUCACAAGGGCGACAACUCAGACUACCGAGCGAAACUUCGAUCGCUAUUCCAGAAUCUUAAGAACAAGGACAACAGGGAACUUGGUAUUCAAGUGUUAUCUGGGGACAUCCUUCCUUCUAAAUUUGUUGUAAUGACACACGACGAAUUGAAGUCUGCCAAGCGAAUCGAGGAAGAUAAGAAGCUAAAUUACGAGAACAUGAAAAUGGCACAGGUUCCGAUGGCAGAAAAGAGUAUCAGUGAUGCCUUGAGAUGUGGUAGAUGUGGACAAAAGAAAGUCUCGUACAGUCAAGCACAAACUAGAAGUGCUGAUGAACCGAUGACUACCUUCUGUGAGUGCACAGUCUGUGGUAAUCGCUGGAAGUUCUCUUGA
Glarea lozoyensis ATCC 20868 is the source of this 903-nucleotide messenger RNA. RefSeq names its product Elongation factor TFIIS 2. Gene Ontology annotation, cellular component: nucleus. NCBI's taxonomy places the organism in Eukaryota, Fungi, Ascomycota, Leotiomycetes, Helotiales, Helotiaceae. The transcript has 3 exons. Bases 1 to 903 code for a protein of 300 amino acids. Gene Ontology annotation, molecular function: RNA polymerase II transcription regulatory region sequence-specific DNA binding; zinc ion binding. Gene Ontology annotation, biological process: DNA-templated transcription; transcription elongation by RNA polymerase II; regulation of mRNA 3'-end processing. The record is from RefSeq and is a predicted model, not a curated record.